AAGCCCACUGUUUUGAUGUCUGUCAGUUUGCUCCUAUUAACAGGUUGCGCUUGGGCUAAAAAAGGUUAUGCAUAUGUACAUAUAUUUUCUUGCCCUUUUUUUGAAAGUAGAUGCUGGAUAAGAGUGGCAAUGACGUCAGUCACUCAGCAAAUUUAUCAAACGUCCAGAGCCUGCAUUUGUGCCUUUGGUUAUCUUAGCAACUCAAGACCGUUCUUCGUUCUUCGGGAACUCGGUCAGGUGGUCACUCUGCACCUCUGACCUCUUUAAAUUCAGCUUCUUUAACUACUGGUGGAACACUGGCAACUUUCACAGACGAGGCUAACAAACCCUAAGGAGAGGAGGGAAGGUGUUCCAAGAGGCUCAGAGCUCCCCCAGAGGCUCCGGCCUGAAAGAGAGCGAAGGAAGAGAGUUACAGGAUCAUGUCCCCCCAGGACUCGGGGUGACCUUGUCUGAAGUGAAUCCACCAAGGACAGGGCUCAGAACGCCUUCCUCUCCACUAGCCCAAGGCGCAACCCGAACCCAGCGCGGGGCUGUGCCCAGAGGGUGGCGCUGCUAACCCAGCCUCGGCCCACCGUCGCCAGCAGCUUCCCCGCCGCUGCGGGAGCCCCCCGCUAGCCCUCCCGCAGGCCGGCGGGGGUGGGGGGCGCAGCGCCCGGUAGGGGGCGCCCAGUCCCAGGCGCCGCGGCUCCCUCCGCCCACCCGGAAGCGGCUGCGGCUGGGCGAACCCCGCGCGAGUGCUCUGCGAGGCGGGCCGCAGGGAGGGAGGCGCGAAGAGGGCGCGAGGGUGGCCGCCGGAGGGAGCCGCCGCCCCUGGCCGCCCGGGUCCCCGCGGGGCGCAUGGGGCGCUUGGAGCUGGGAUCGCGUGAGGGCCCGGCGCCCAGCUUCCUGCUGCCGUGAGAAGCCGCGCCGGGACGCCCCCAGGACUCCAAACUGCCGGGAGGAUGACCAUGGCCGGGGGCAGGAGAGGACUGGUGGCCCCGCAGAACACGUUUCUGGAGAACAUUGUCCGGCGGUCCAGUGAUACUAAUUUUGUGUUGGGGAAUGCCCAGAUAGUGGACUGGCCUAUCGUGUACAGCAACGACGGAUUUUGCAAGCUGUCUGGCUAUCACAGGGCGGAAGUGAUGCAAAAAAGCAGUACCUGCAGUUUUAUGUAUGGGGAGCUGACCGAUAAAGACACAAUUGAAAAGGUGCGGCAAACGUUUGAGAACUAUGAGAUGAAUUCCUUUGAAAUUUUGAUGUACAAGAAGAACAGGACGCCUGUGUGGUUCUUUGUGAAAAUUGCUCCAAUUCGAAAUGAACAGGAUAAAGUGGUUUUAUUCCUUUGCACUUUCAGUGACAUAACAGCUUUCAAACAGCCAAUUGAGGAUGAUUCAUGUAAAGGCUGGGGGAAGUUUGCUCGGCUGACCAGAGCUCUGACAAGCAGCAGGGGUGUCCUGCAGCAGCUGGCUCCCAGCGUUCAAAAAGGCGAGAAUGUCCACAAGCACUCCCGCCUGGCCGAGGUUCUGCAGCUGGGCUCAGACAUCCUUCCCCAGUACAAGCAGGAGGCCCCAAAGACCCCCCCGCACAUCAUCCUACACUACUGUGUUUUUAAGACUACGUGGGAUUGGAUCAUCUUGAUUUUAACCUUCUACACAGCCAUCUUGGUCCCUUACAAUGUCUCCUUUAAAACCAGGCAGAACAACGUGGCCUGGCUGGUUGUGGAUAGCAUCGUGGAUGUCAUCUUUUUGGUGGACAUUGUGCUGAAUUUUCAUACUACCUUUGUGGGACCAGCUGGGGAAGUGAUCUCUGACCCCAAACUCAUCCGCAUGAACUACCUGAAGACGUGGUUUGUGAUUGACCUUCUGUCCUGUUUGCCAUAUGAUGUCAUCAACGCUUUUGAGAACGUGGAUGAGGUUAGUGCCUUUAUGGGUGAUCCAGGGAAGAUUGGUUUUGCUGAUCAGAUCCCACCACCCCUGGAGGGGAGAGAGAGUCAGGGCAUCAGCAGCUUGUUUAGCUCACUGAAGGUCGUUCGGCUGCUUCGUCUGGGGCGAGUGGCCCGUAAGCUGGACCACUACAUUGAGUAUGGAGCUGCCGUGCUGGUCUUGCUGGUGUGUGUGUUUGGGCUAGCUGCUCAUUGGAUGGCCUGCAUUUGGUACAGCAUCGGGGACUACGAGAUCUUUGAUGAAGACACCAAGACCAUUCGCAACAACAGCUGGCUCUACCAACUGGCGAUGGACAUUGGCACCCCUUACCAGUUUAAUGGGUCUGGCUCAGGGAAGUGGGAAGGUGGUCCCAGCAAGAAUUCUGUCUAUAUCUCCUCAUUGUAUUUCACUAUGACCAGCCUUACCAGCGUGGGCUUUGGCAACAUUGCCCCAUCCACAGACAUCGAGAAGAUCUUUGCAGUGGCCAUCAUGAUGAUUGGCUCUCUUCUGUAUGCCACCAUCUUCGGGAACGUGACGACCAUUUUCCAACAGAUGUACGCCAACACCAACCGGUACCAUGAGAUGCUCAACAGCGUUCGGGACUUCCUGAAGCUCUACCAGGUGCCAAAGGGCUUGAGUGAGCGAGUCAUGGAUUAUAUUGUUUCCACCUGGUCCAUGUCCAGAGGCAUCGACACCGAGAAGGUUCUGCAGAUCUGCCCCAAGGACAUGAGAGCUGACAUCUGUGUGCACCUGAACCGCAAAGUGUUCAAGGAACACCCAGCUUUCCGGCUGGCCAGUGACGGCUGCCUGCGGGCACUGGCCAUGGAGUUCCAGACAGUGCACUGCGCCCCGGGGGACCUUAUCUACCAUGCAGGAGAGAGUGUUGACAGCCUCUGCUUUGUGGUCUCCGGCUCCCUGGAGGUGAUCCAGGAUGACGAGGUGGUGGCUAUCCUAGGGAAAGGAGACGUGUUUGGAGAUGUGUUCUGGAAGGAAGCCACCCUGGCCCAGUCCUGUGCCAACGUUAGGGCCCUGACCUACUGUGACCUGCAUGUGAUCAAACGAGACGCCUUGCAGAAAGUGCUGGAAUUCUACACGGCCUUUUCCCACUCCUUCUCCAGGAACCUCAUUCUCACCUACAACUUGAGGAAGAGGAUCGUGUUCCGGAAGAUCAGCGAUGUGAAACGUGAGGAGGAAGAGCGCAUGAAACGCAAGAAUGAGGCCCCCCUGAUCUUGCCCCCGGACCACCCUGUCCGGCGACUCUUCCAGAGGUUCCGGCAGCAGAAGGAGGCCCGACUGGCCGCAGAGCGGGGCGGCCGCGAUCCCGACGACCUGGACGUGGAGAAGGGCAGUGCCCUCCCCGAGCACGCCUCGGCCAAUCACAGCCUGGCGAAGGCCAGCGUGGUGACCGUGCGUGAGAGUCCGGCCACGCCCGUGGCCUUCCAGGCGACCUCCACAGCUGCAGUGGCAGACCACGGGCGGCUGCACGCGCCUGGGGUUGAGUGCUUGGGCGCCAGGGCCGGCGGCGGAGGCGGCGACUGCGCCAGGCGCAAGGGCUGGGCCCGCUUCAGGGAUGCCUGCGGCAAGGCUGAGGGCUGGAGCCAGGUGGCCAAGGCCGAGUCCAUGGAGACGCUCCCCGACAGGACCAAGGCGUCCGGAGAGGCCACCCUCAAGAAGACGGACUCCUGCGACAGCGGCAUCACCAAGAGCGACCUGCGCCUGGACAACGUCGGCGAGGCUAGGAGCCCCCAGGACCGAAGCCCCAUCUUGGCGGAGGUCAAGCACUCUUUCUACCCCAUCCCUGAGCAGACACUGCAGGCCACGGUCCUGGAGGUGAAGCACGAGCUGAAGGAGGACAUCAAGGCCUUGAACACCAAAAUGACAAAUAUUGAGAAACAGCUCUCUGAGAUCCUCAGGAUAUUAACUUCCAGAAGAUCCUCUCAGUCUCCUCAGGAGCUGUUUGAGAUAUCGAGGCCCCAGUCCCCAGAAUUAGAGAGAGACAUUUUUGGAGCAAGCUGAGUGGUCUGUUUAAAAAAAAAAAGGAAGAAAGAAAGUCAAAGAUAAAACCCCGCCUCCCUGCCCUCAACACCCCUCCCACCACACACACCUACAUGACCAACAACUUCCAAAGUAGGCUUUUCCUGACAGAAAAUCAGAGCGGGACCAGUCGCUUAGGCACUCUCUCUCUCUCUCUCUCUCUCUCGCUCUCUCUGGGAGCAGACGUGGAGGAGGCGCACGCCACCACCCUGCAAGAUGGCAGCCGCUCUCAAACUGUCUGCACAAUUUUGGAAGAGGGGGCAUGCUGUCUAAAGGGUAUUUUCCUUCAUUUUUAAUUUUUUACUGCCAUGAUCUUUGUAAAAGAGGACAACCGCUAGAAAAGAGGAGCAGCUACUUGGGGACUAGUGGGAGCGCCCUGGAGAACACCCCCAUGUAGAUACCAGGCUGGGCUCCUGCGCCAAGAACCCCAAAGAUUGCGGUGGGCACAGGGACUUCCCAGCAUUCCCUGUCCUUGUACAGCCCAUGUCUGUCGUCAUCUUCUAUUUUCCUAUAGUAGUCAUUUGUAACCAGCCCGGGACAAGGGGAGCUUGAGGGAUAAGGCGGGCAGAGCCUUGCAACUUUCUGUCCCUAAUGGUUAAGACCAGAAAGCUGUGAGGUGCUUUGGGUACCUGGACACUGAGAGCCGGGUAUCCUCGGGUCUCCUUUCCCAAGUAGAAGAGCUGGAAAGGGCCUUUCAGGAAGCAGAGACUUUCUGGGCUGUGCUCUGCAGCCUACGGUCAUGGGAGAGACCACAGGGAGGGUUCCAGAAGCCUCUCAUGCGCCUCUGGCCCUGCUCCACGCCGCUGUCCUCAUCGCUCGGGCCCCUUCGCUUCCUGUCCUUCUCAGCCUCUCCCCAGUGUUCCGUGGCCUUCCUCAGGGUGUGCGGCAUCGGCAGGAAGGGCAGUGAGCCCAGAGUUGCUUUGUUAGCAAAGCAGACACACACACACACACACACACACACACACACAACCUCAGAAAAAUGAUUGUAGCAAGUCCUAUGUUUAUGUUGAUUCUCACUGGGAUUCAGGGCCCUUCAGAAGUUUGUAUUUUGUCCACUGCCUGGGGUCAUUAGAGGACCCUUGGGAUCCAUGCUUGGCCUUAUUUUAAAAUUAACUUCUUUUUCUCCAGCUACAGUCAGCAGGACUUCAGGAGAAAUGGAGAAGACUGCAGGCCAAGGUUGUACUUGCUUCAGGUGCAGGAGAAAGAGAAGGAGGCAGCAGGUUCUCCGGAUGGCUUUGUAGGGUGAUGGAGAGAGGAGGCCCAGGGAAGGUCUGAGCUCAGGGCGACAGUCACAGAGCCACCUGUGGGCCACCCAGACCCCUAUGCCAAUGCUUGGGGACUCUCUGUUGCCUCCUAGGCACCUGGGGUCAAAUUAUUCAUGUGUUUGGACAUCUGAGAAGGGAGAGAGGUCUCUCCUAGGCCCAGUGGAUCUAGCUCAGGUGUAUGCCCUGCAGAGAGGGUCAGGACCCUAAAACUUGACAAGCAAAGUUGGAAGUUCAGCUCUAAGAACUAGCUUGGAGAGAGAGGGGACCUGGGCUCUGGUUGACAGCAGGGACUCAUCCAGGGCUCUGGCUUUCUGAAUGAGUCACACUACAGCACCUCACCUCUGCACCCGGCAUGAUUUUGCUGCACAGAUCCUGAACCCGUGCUUAUCCCCUCAGUACUAGAGGGGAAUUCCCAGGGCAGGACUUGCCCUACCAAAGAUACUAAACAUUUUUGAAGGUCUCCUGUCAGCAUACCCACAUGUCCCUUUGGUCUUGUUCAGUGGCCAUGACAGGUCCCAGGACUUGGCCUUCAGCAGUCUGUGCAGAAUGGGGUUGUCCCCUCCUGGCACCCAGCACUGGCACAGAUGGCCCUGGGGAACAGAGAUCCAGGAAGUCAAGAGAAGGUUCCUUCCCCAGGGGUCCCAUAUAACUUAUUAACCCACUCAUGGGAGGCUUACUGGGGUGGUUCUUGGCUUCCCAAGCCUGCAGCAUUAUUCAAUCUAGCCUCAGAUGGCAGCAUAGAAUGAGGGGGAAGUAUAUUUUCCCAAGACCAAGUCAUGACUGUUUGUGACUCUGGAUAAAGCAGUGGGAAUUUCAGUCUCCUUGAGAAGCUGCCAACUAGUCCAGAGGCUCUAAAAGAUCUGGAAUCCCAUCUGCUCCAGAAUAUUCUAGUUUGGUAUUCCUUAAAUGUGCUCAUUACCCUGCUUCUGAAGUUUAGUGCCCACUACUUUCAAGUCAGGGGUCAGGGCCCUAAUAACUCCAUCGCCCAGCUUCGGAAGCACCCGCCCAGCUCUCUGUGGGUUUGAUGACAGGCUCCUGUACAGCGCCCUGCAGGCCAACCUAGUGGGGCCCUUCCCCACUGGUUCUGCUGGAGGGCACAGUUGUGUUAGUAAGAAAUGACUCCCCUCUGGGGUCUGAGGGGCAAAGACACUGAUGGGCCAGACUUGAAAGUCCACACUUGUCUUGGGGGAAAAAAUAAAGCUUCGUGAAUGUACCCGUGGAUUGACUCCUAGGAUUUGGGUAGGGCUCAUGACCAGAAGCCUGGAUCCUGUGGAUGGAAUGUGUUCCUCUCGGGCUCACGGGGCCUGCACGUGAGCCUGUGGUGACAGAUCACCGCAGUGUGGCUGUACGUGCUUUUAGUCUUUUCUGCUUAAGGAUUAUAGGGACUUGUGCUUUGUUUCCUCUGGAAAAAAAAAUUUUUUUAAAUGAGCCAAACCUUCUCUCCUUUCAUCUUUGCGAUACCCAUGUGGCCGUGGGCUGCUCUGUGCUAACUACCUACUCUUGCCUGGAUGCAGCUCUGGCUUCCUGAGCAAGGGCCACAAGCUCCAAAUACUGACUGAACCUUCCACUAUCUGGUGGCUGAAGAGAGGUUAGGGAAACAGAGUCACUAGGUGUUGGACCAAACAUUUAGACUUUAGAAGUUCGGCUGAGACAUAUUUACCUGAGUAAUUUGUUCCUUUCCAAGGGAAGGGGACAUGAUGCAUUAUACCAUUCCAUUGCCCAGACUUGCUGGUUACUUGAUCUCAUACUUAAACUCCUUACCUUGAAUGUGAUUUGCAGGGAGGCUCUGCUUUCCAGAGUGUCCCUGCUUUGGAGCUAGAGGUCCUGCCCCACCACUUGGCUGCUGUCGACCAUGCUCUCCUCUCUCCCACUGAGGGAGGUGUGGGGUUGAGAGUUGAGUCUGUGAAAGAAAAUGACCAACCA
Mustela lutreola (European mink) is the source of this 7123-nucleotide messenger RNA. It is a transcript of the gene KCNH1, whose product is annotated as potassium voltage-gated channel subfamily H member 1. Gene Ontology annotation, molecular function: delayed rectifier potassium channel activity. Gene Ontology annotation, biological process: potassium ion transmembrane transport; regulation of membrane potential. Lineage: Eukaryota; Metazoa; Chordata; Mammalia; Carnivora; Mustelidae. The record is from RefSeq and is a predicted model, not a curated record. Gene Ontology annotation, cellular component: membrane. The transcript is spliced from 11 exons. The coding region runs from base 942 to 3917 and encodes 991 amino acids.